Messenger RNA from Protobothrops mucrosquamatus (brown spotted pit viper), 400 nucleotides. Its product is annotated as nuclear speckle splicing regulatory protein 1-like. NCBI's taxonomy places the organism in Eukaryota, Metazoa, Chordata, Lepidosauria, Squamata, Viperidae. The transcript has 3 exons. The record is from RefSeq and is a predicted model, not a curated record. Gene Ontology annotation, biological process: regulation of alternative mRNA splicing, via spliceosome. The annotation marks the transcript as partial.
UCUUCCAUCGGCGAGAGCCUUAAACGGGAAGCCCUAAAGAAGCAAGCAAUGAAACAAACCAAGCUGGAGAUCCAGAGGGCUCUGGCCGAGGACUCCACCGUCUACGAAUACGACAGCAUCUACGAGGACAUCCAGCAGAAGAAGGAGGCCGAGAGCCAGGCCAGCGUCCUGGCGAGCAAAGAGGAAAAAAAGCCCAAAUACAUCCAGAACAUCCUGCAGGCGGCCGAGCUGCGGAAGAAGGAGCAGGAGCGGCGGAUGGAGAAGAAGAUCCAGAAGGAGCGGGAGUCGGAAGGAGACGCCUUCCAGGACAAGGAGGCCUUCGUCACCUCGGCCUACAAGAAGAAGCUGCAGGAAAGAGCCGAGGAGGAGGAGCGGGAGAGGAGGGAGGCGGCGGUAGAAG